This is a messenger RNA of Bursaphelenchus xylophilus (pine wood nematode), 3663 nucleotides long. The record is from the annotation of a GenBank genome assembly. NCBI's taxonomy places the organism in Eukaryota, Metazoa, Nematoda, Chromadorea, Rhabditida, Aphelenchoididae.
AUGCCGUUCGAGGUUUACGAACGGUAUAACCUGUGAGUUUUUUUCAGUUUUUGCGUUUUGGGUUAGAAUUUCGCCGCAUAAUUUGUGUUUUCCUUUAGGUACAUAACACCAGAUUUGUUUUGCAUUGAGCCACGUCGGAAAGACGGUUCCGUGGUCGGAGAGAACUAUCUGCGGAUUGACCGAAUCACAAAUGAGGUGGAUUUGUUCAGUAAGUCCUUUAUUAUUUUUGUUUUUCUGUUUUUAGAACGAUUCUUGGCGAAUGACCAGAUUCAGCUAGUAUAACGCUCAAAAUCCUCUGGUUUUGAAUUUUUCUUUCGGAUUUUUGCUUCCUAUAUAAGGCCAAAUAUUCUAGGCAAUGCCAAGAAUCCAAUUCCAAUUGCUCAAGCGGAAGUAAAAGCCAUCUACGGACUUUGGGGCAUUAUUCCUCUGCUUGGUGGGAAUUAUCUGUGUGUAAUUACCAAAGCAUCGAUUAUUGGGAUUCUUAAUGGCUCUGAGAUUUACCAUGCCGACCAGUCGGAGGCUAUUCCCUAUCAGAUCGGUCAAAUGCAUCUCACGCAGCGCCAGCGGAGCUUCAAUAAUGUCUAUGUGGACAUGCUGAAGAGUGCGUUGAAUCAACGCGGUUUCUACUUUUCCUAUGACUAUGAUUUGAGUCGAUCAAUGCAAUGGCUCAGUGAGAACUCUUCUCCCGAUUUUAGGGAUCGAGCGCUCUAUGAUAGAGUGAGUUUUGGACUUUUGUUUUGAUGGACGUCUAGUCUAAUAUAAUUUUGUGCUGUAAUGUUUGUUUUUUUGUUUUCAGGCGGCUGUUUGGUACCUCUGGAACAACUAUCUGAUCUCUCCGUUGAGUCGACGUGCAGAAGUCAGUGAUUUACCUCGGUUGAAUUACUUUAUGACCUUAUUUUAGCUUCAAAAGUAUUGUCUUCCCAUAAUCCACGGGUUCGUCGGAAUUCGCGAAUGUUUCUUGAAAGGACAUGCAUUCAAGCUGGUUAUCAUAUCCAGAAGGCCCAUCGAACGGUACGAGCUUUUUGAAUAUUAUUUUUUUCGAUUUUUAGACACCCAUCUCAUGGAUAAUAUAAUUUCAGUCCGGGUGUCCGAUUUAUCGUCCGCGGAGUGGACGCGAAUGGGUCGUCCGCUAAUUUUGUCGAGACUGAGCAAAUUAUAGAGUUCGAUAAUGGUGGGAGAGUGGAGACUCGACGCUGGACAUCACUUCUUCAACUUCGCGGAUCAAUUCCAUUGCUUUGGAGCCAAAAACCCAACCUCAAAUGGCAACCGCAGCCGUACAUGCGGCCGCAGGACGACCAGACCGAAGCCUUUGUUAGCCAUAUGAAAGAACUCAGGAGGAGGUACGGAGGAACCCACGUUAUUGUGAAUUUGGUCAACCAAAAGGGGAGAGAGCACAGUGUUGGAGGAGAGCUGGCCAGAGUUUCGUUGCAGGUGAGAGGGCUUGGAAAAGUUGGAAAGGGCGAUUUUGGAGGGGUUUAUGAGGUUGUAGGCGAGAAUUGAAAGUAAAGUGCGAAAAAUUUUGGCUACACUUCAUUUGGGGAAGAUGUUGGCAAAAAAAUGAAAUUUACGAAUUGCCGGAGGGUAUUUAGGUGGAAAUUUCGUUUUGUUUUAUUUUUUACCUUCUGUGGAGCCAAAAAAAUCAUUUGAAAAUGCUGAAAAAAAAUUAUCAAAAUUUUUGGAAAUGAAAAAAAAAUUUACGAAUUGCCGUUUUAGCGGAGGAAAUUAUUUUUUUUUUAUUUUUUACUAGAGCCAAAAAACCCAUUUUUUCUCCACUAAAAUAGCCUCCGGGAAUUUGGAAAUUUUAUUUUUUUUUCAUUUCCAAAAUUUCUGAGAAAAAAAUUUUUGUGGUGAUUUCAAAUUGAAAUUCGCUAAAAAAAGAAUUUUGAACAUUUUUCGGCGUAAAAAUCAAAAAAAAAAAAAAAAAAAAAAGAAUUUUUUUUUUUGAAUUUUUUUCAGGCCUCCCUCGACUUUGUCCGCUACAUCCCAUUCGAUUUCCAUCGGGAAUGCAAAAAUUUGAACUGGAGCCGGCUCAGCCUCCUCCGCGACACGCUGAAGCCGCUCCUCCGAGAGUUUGGGUUCUUUUCGUCGGCCGAAAACCGAAAACAAAAGGGAUUCUUCCGAACGAAUUGCAUGGACUGCCUCGACCGGACCAAUGUGGCCCAAGCGAUGAUCGCCAAAGAGUCCCUCAAAGAUCAAUUGAUUCAUCUGGGAAUCUUCGCCGAACAAGACGACUUGGACCAUUUCGACACAUUCCUUUUUGUUUUUAGAAAUUGUAGGUUUAGUUUUUGGGAAACCGCGUUAUGCAGAAACAAAAGAGAUUUCUGGUUGAAAAAUUGUUUUUGGAUUUUUCCUGGUUUUGUUUGCGCUUAGGUGAUAUUAAAAUUUGAAUUUUUGAAGCUGUAUGCGAAAUUUUGAAAUCGCGUUAUGCAGAAACAAAAGAGAUUUUUGAUUCAAAAAAGCGGAUUUUUUUGCAAUUUUUGAGGUUCUGAUUACACGGGAUGAAGUUAAAAUUAGACUUUUAAAGGAAUAUCCGAAUUUUUAAAAUCGCGUUAUGCAGAAACAACCGAUUUUUGAUGGAAAAAUGUUUUUUUUUGCGAUUUUUUCCAGGAUUUUAUUACACUGAAAUGAAAUUAAAAUUGGGAACUUUCUAUUCCAAUUUACGCGUAAUUUACGAAUCGCGUUAUGCAGAAACAAUUGGGAUUUUUUCCGAAAUUUCGCCAAAUAUUUUUCUCAUCACUUAUUUCUUGAUUUUUUCCAGUAUGGGCCGAUAAUGGCGACGAAAUCAGCCGACAAUACGCUGGAACAGGCGCCCUGAAAACGGAUUACACACGGGUGGGGAAGAGGACCACGCACGGUGCGGUCCAGGACGGAAUCAACGCAUUGACUAGGUACUACAAGAACAACUUUACUGACGGAUAUAAAUUGGUGAGUGUCUUCGGAAAUAGGAGAAAAAAUGAUGGGUUUUGCCAUUUUUGUUUCAAAUUUAUGCGGAUACAUUUUAUACGAUCAAACAUGUUUCAUCGUAUAACAUGUCCAAAAAAGUUUCGAUAUGGCUGGAACUUUUGGGAAGUGAUUUACGGCCUAUAGAAAGGGUUUGUUUAUAAUUUGAAGGAAAUCUGAAAGUCGGUCUUUGAGAAAACUUAGAAAAAAGUGAUAAAAAAGUAAGUUUUCUCAAAGAUCUACUUUCAGAUUUACUUCAAAUUUUCCACAAACUUUUUCUGUAGGCCGUAAAUCAAUUCCCAAAAGUUUCAGUCGUAUCGAAAGUUUUUUUGGACAUGUUAUACGAUGAAACAUGUUUGAUCGUAUAAAAUGUGCCCACGUAAAUUCCCGUUUUCAAAUUGAUUUUCAGGCCUUUUUGACCCUAAAACCGAGUAUUUCAAUUUUCCCGCAUUUUAGGACGCGAUGAAUCUCCUGCUCGGCUACUACAAACUGCCCGAAAUGGGCGCCCCCGAAGACCUGGACCGCCCACUGGUCAGCUGGGACGCGAACGGCUUCGCGGUGGUGGGCGCCGUCUUCUCCAUGGCCAUGACCCUGCUGUGCGUCCUCAUCUCCGAGAACAUGACCGCCACCAUCUUCUGGUUCGUCAUCUUCUUGGCGUUCGCCGCGUUUAUCUACCUCAAUGGAGAGGAGUUUGUGCGAAAACCCAAACUCAAAAAGGACUAA